UUGGAAGCCGAAGUGGAUGAGCUGACACAGUGAAGCGAAGACGUGCUCCAAAUGGCGGCAACGCUUCCAACGAUCAAAUUCCACAGUUCUUUCAUCCCAAAUCUUUCCGUCUGUAGGACAAAUGCUCAUAGUAAAAGUGCUUCAACCGCCAAGAGGCGUGAAAUUGGUGGAAGAAUGAUCAACGUAGCUGAGAAUUUAAGCUUUUGCUCGAGAACCGGUCCGAGAAAUGGAGUUUUGAGGAGAGAUUUAAUGUUCAUUGGGCUCUCUGCUUCAAUCUGUCUAAUUUUCCCAACUUUAGGUUCUGGCGCUGAGGAAGAUUUGAAAAUGGAUUUACAAGUAGAUGAUGUAAACGCUUAUUCAUAUAUGUAUCCGGUUGAAUUGCCUUCCAAAAAGUUUGUCUUCAAAUGGGUGGAAUCUAGAAAGCCGGAACGUUAUUCAUCAGCUGCACCAUUGUCACCUGAUGCACGCCUUCGUAUUGUGUCUGAGAGGGUUGAUUUUUUUGAUAACCUUAUAAUUUCUGUAACGAUUGGUCCACCAAAUUCACUGUUUCUGAAACCUCAAGAGAAAAGCACAUGGAAUGCUAAAAAUGUUGCUGAUUCAGUUUUAGCCGACAAGUCUGCUCUGCGAGUUACCUCUAGCCAGCGUCUGGAUGAAAGUUCAAUUCUUGACACAAAUUCUUCUUCGGUUGAUGGUGUACCGUAUUGGUACUAUGAAUAUUUGGUUCGAAAAUCACCAACCAAAACUGCCCUGGGGGCUAACCUUUACCGACAUUUUGCUGCAUCAACAGCUGAACGCGAUGGUUAUUUGUACACGCUCAGUGCUUCUACUCUGAGCAAGCAAUGGGACAAAAUGGGACCAUUCUUGAAGAAAACCGCAGCAUCGUUCCGGCUUCUGCCGCCAUCGGAGAACUAUGUUCCUCCUUACAAGGAUCCCUGGAGAUUUUGGUGACAAGAAUUUUCUGUCUUAUUUCAAGAAUACGGCUCUAACUUUAUCUAAAGAAAUUGCAUAUUUGAAACA
This is a messenger RNA of Andrographis paniculata, 1017 nucleotides long. Its product is annotated as psbP domain-containing protein 5, chloroplastic. The transcript has 11 exons. The record is from RefSeq and is a predicted model, not a curated record. NCBI's taxonomy places the organism in Eukaryota, Viridiplantae, Streptophyta, Magnoliopsida, Lamiales, Acanthaceae. Bases 52 to 948 code for a protein of 298 amino acids.